UCAAUCUGUCAAAAUCUUUGAACCAGCUUUUUUUUUUUUUUUCUCUUGUUCUUCUGUGUUUUUAAUCGCUGACCUUUCCCUUCAUCCACGAUGGCAUCUGCUGACUCCAAGUCUGACGCAUCGUCGUCGCUGCCAAAGCUCGAAUCCAAGCUCGUCAUCAAUCCCGCAACCGAACUCGUCUUCAAUGGCUCCAAAGAUCACACUGUCACUAGCAUGCUCGCGCUGUCCAACCCGCUGAACGAGCCCAUCCACUUCAAAAUCAAGACCACCAACCCCAAGCGCUACUCGGUCCGUCCCAACGCUGGCGUUGUCCCGCCUCAGUCCACUGUGGAAGUUGCUGUGUCACUCCAAGCCCUGAAGGAGCCCAUCGAAGAAAAGUUCAAGGACAAGUUCCAAGUGCAAAGCAUUGUUGGCAAUUCUGGCGGCGACACUAUGUGGGAAAAGAAAGAGCUGAUUGCCGAAAACCGACUCAAAGUUUCGCUGACCGCCCCAUCAGCCGCCGGUCAGACCUCUUCUACGCCCGCCGCAGCAGAGCACGUAUCCACCGCGAGCCCGAGCAGCGUCGCACACGCGCCAGUUUCAGCAGCGGCCUCCCAACAAGCUGCUCCUGCCGCCACAGCAGUUGCGCCUCGACGAGUCGCUCCAGCUGCCACAUCUCCCGCACAGCCCGCUUCAGCCGUUUCUGCGCCUGCGGUUGUCGCCCCUGCCGUUGCUGCACCUGCUGCAACGAUUGUGCAGCCUGCUCGCCCCGCUCCGACUGUUGCUUCCGACGACAGUGCUCAACGCGAAAUCGCAACCCUUAAGUCCGCUUUGGCAGCCGUUCAUGCCGAUCUUUCCGAGGCAAAACGAGCAGCCUCAGCUCAGUCAGGCUCGCUCAAGCAAAAGUCUGCACAACCGCAACAACUGCCGCUGCUAGUCGCCUUGGUGUUGGGCCUGCUUCUUGGAAUCAUUGUUGCGCGCAUGUUCAAGUGAGCGGUUUUUUUUCUUUCUUUUUUUGAUAUUUCGGUCGUUGGUGUGUCCUGUUUAAGUCCUUUUUUGUGUGUGCGUUCCUUCCUUUUCCAUUGUCGGGAUUUGCGAGAAACUCGUGAGACACAGUGCCUACCCCUCCACCUCCCCAUCCUUGCUACGAACCCUCCCGCCCCUUACAUAUUGCGUUUGUGAUUUAAUUUUUCCCUUUUGAAAUUAAAAAACCAAUCGAAAAACAA
This is a messenger RNA of Capsaspora owczarzaki ATCC 30864, 1205 nucleotides long. RefSeq lists its product as hypothetical. Bases 91 to 972 code for a protein of 293 amino acids. Lineage: Eukaryota; Filasterea; Ministeriida; Capsasporidae. Gene Ontology annotation, cellular component: plasma membrane; endoplasmic reticulum membrane. The record is from RefSeq and is a predicted model, not a curated record. The transcript is spliced from 5 exons. Gene Ontology annotation, biological process: endoplasmic reticulum membrane organization.